Molecule: messenger RNA, 2911 nt
Organism: Lytechinus pictus (painted urchin)
Lineage: Eukaryota; Metazoa; Echinodermata; Echinoidea; Temnopleuroida; Toxopneustidae
Product: pleckstrin homology domain-containing family A member 8-like
Exons: 9
Coding region: 114-1277 (387 amino acids)
Biological process (GO): intermembrane lipid transfer
Cellular component (GO): cytoplasm
Molecular function (GO): lipid transfer activity
Source: RefSeq, a predicted model, not a curated record
GUGAUUCGAAAAGCAAGGUUUCAUCAAUGGCUUCAUUUUAGAGAUAUUAUGUCGAUGUCUUCAAUUUAUAAUUUCGUUGACGAUUAGCUUUCAUGUAGGUUUUAGCAUAAAAAAUGGCCAAAAUAUCCAACCCUACCAAGAAGGCAGGUGCGAUAAUACACCACGAUUCGUACACGGACCAUAUGGGUUCGUCCGACACCACCAUCACCUUCGUUCUCGGUAUCAUCGUCGUAUCCAAUGUGAUCAUGGCCGCAUUCACUGUCAGGGUCGGUGUGUUGAUGGUCUUUGUGUGUGGAGUCGUGUUCACAUCGUGGAAUUUGGACGUUUUAGUAACCAAGCAAGACUCUAAUCAUGGCAGAAAACAAAACAUCAACAGUGUCAUCGACGACCACCUGACAACUAGCAAUGGCGAUAAAACGGAAAAUGCGAUUGGCGGAGAGAAUCUUCAAAGCAGAAAUCUAACCAAUAGGAAACUUGGACAAAGAAUGGUGAUAUCUGAUAAAGUUCAAGGAUAUGUUGGAGACCCGGUCUAUCCGUUCGAGGAAGAAAGCACUGGUGAAGAAAGUGAGAAUGAUGAUGAUGGAGAUGAAUCAAGAUCAGAUCAUGUGAAAACAAACAAUUCCUCUCAUCCAGAUGUAAAGACAUUCUUCACGGCGGUUGAGACAACGUUCAAAGAUGUUCCAAUUUUACCAAACCGGUCUAUUCCGACGCUUGAAUUUCUUGAUGCCUGUCUCAAUGCAGUUCAGAUACUCAAAAAUAUGAGAAGAGCAAUAUUUGAUCGGGUGGAGGCUGAUAUACAAGGAAAUAUAAAGAAAAUUCGUGAUAACUACAAUAGUCAUCCAGAUGAAAGCUAUACUCUUCAGUCUAUGGUCAUACAUGAUGUAGAAGAGUUAGAUAUACUAAACAACGAUCCAGACUAUUAUGCAACAUCAACCAUUCUUGCCCUGAAAUGGCUCGUCAGAGCAUUUCGAUUUAUAUCAAGGUUCAUGAAAUAUAUCAUCGAGGGAGGAGAUCAGAUUCAGAGCGCUAAUAAAGCUUAUGAUGAGACGCUGAAAAUGCAUCAUGGGUUUAUCGCCAGGGCGUUUUUUAAGACUGCAUUCUUGACACUUUCAACUCGACUUGACUUCCUGAAAGAAUUGUCAUUGAACGAGGCUGACUUCGCUAGACCCGAUUUUGAAGAAAAAGUCAUCGCAGAUUCCCGGGAUUAUUUCAUCGCCUUAGAUCAGAGAUUGGAAAUCAUCGAAGGAUUCUUUUUACAGCAUGAUAUAAAACUUUAAUCAUCUUGAAUAUUAUUUUAUGCGCUCUUUUUAUACUGAAUGAAUUGCUGCUUUUGAAGUAUAUGAUGCUCAUGUUUUUUUACGAUGUGUUCUGAUUUUUUUUUUUCAACAUAAAAAUGUGUUUUAAACUUGUAAUCUGUAUUCGUAAAUAUAGCCUGUUAAGAAGAACAUUGAACUAACAUAUUUGAAAAGAGAAGGUACAUACAGAUAGAUGGAUGCGUGGAACCGGGGAGUGGACGGAUUGAUGGGUGGAUAGAUAUAUGGAUAAAGUUUAUUACAUGUUGAACAUUACUACUGCAUUUUUUUCUGAUCAUGUUAGUCUAUUUGCAUUUAUGAAAAAAUCUUCCACUGCAUGUUUCGGACAUUUUUUUCUCUCUCACGCCUUUUGUUAUUGUAUACUGUUUAUAGCAUUUACUCAUCUUUUCUGCAACUCUUAUGUCAUAAUAUUGUAUACCUCUUACUUUUUUCAAUGUUGUGUUUUACUAAUAUGUUGAUUUGUGUUUUGUUUUGGCGGUGAAUACAUGUUGAUAAUGUAUCCGCAAGGCCACAUCGAAUACCAUAUCUUUUCAAAGGGAUACCGAGGAAAAAACAAAUAAUAUAAAUAUACAUGUAGAUAGAUCAGAUUAGAUAGAUAUGCAGAUAGAUAUGCAGGUAGAUAGAAAGAUAGAUAGAUAACCGAAGGAUCAUGUUUCCUAUCUAACUUUAAUAAGUAUUAUUACGCAUAUGAUAUACAGACGUAAAAACAUUCACUACAGACCUUUUUUUUUCAUUUCAGGUGGAGAUUGUGUAAAUGUUUUACAUAGAGCCCUAUACACUUGCCAUAUGUAUAUAUUUUUAAAUAUACUGCAUUAAACUCAUAAUCACUAUUAAUACUGAAUUUUUAUAAAGUUAUAUCAAUAUUCCUAUCAUCUCUGUAUUUAAAAAUAAAGUUGGGUACCCCAUGUUCUGAAAUAUGACUAUUAUUAGCCCAAGAAUGUACCAACCAUAAUGGCAAUUAUUUUAUGUGCCAAAACAUACAUUUACCAAAUAAUGGAUAAUUAAUAAAAUAAAAAAAUGACAUUGAUGUAAGGAAAAGUGUUAUUUAUAACUUUUAAAUUCAUAUUCCAAUAAUAUAUCAUCUAAGUCACUAAAGAAGAAGGGAAUAAGUGAAGAGUGAGAAACAAAGUGUGUGUGCAAGAGAGAGAUAUGAGAAAUAAAGACAGAUAAUAAUAAUAGUAUUGCACCUAAAAAAAUUUGUCAAAUGUUUACUCUUAAUAAAUCUAUCCAUUCCCAUAAUACCCGCUCAUGUAUAAAAUACCAUUACCCAAAGGUUUCGUCUCAGUCCUUACUCAACUCUCUUAGACACAACGGUCCCCGUAUUUGGAACAAUUUACCUAAUAAUUUUAUGUCAUGCACUACAUUGUCAUCUUUUAAGGUCUUAUUGAAGAGACAGCUCGUCUCUUCCUAUUCCUUGUAACUCUAUUUUAAGUACCUAUGUAUCAUGCGUGUGAUGGUGUGUGUGUGUUUAUAUUAUAUCGUAACAUGUGUUUCUUUUCCCUGUUUUGGGGGACUAUGACUCACAAGUUUUUUAAACUUUCAUAUUAGUCUCCAAUUUCAUUCAUUAGAUUAAAUCUCGAUUGUUGCAUGUUACUUUG